UAUCUUUAGUAUUUAAAAAUAAUGAGAUAUCAACUUAAUAUCCUGCUAAACAAAAUCAAGCUCAAGACCAGCUGAUUAUUCAGAAAAAAAACAUUACCUAUGCUGGUAGGUCAGUGUAAUGUUUAUCAGUUUAAUCUUUUGAAAGUUUGAGAGUAGAUUUUAAAAUAGAAAAUUGAGUGAAAAGCAUUUUUUCUAUUUAAUAUUGUGAAAAAUAACUUUAAAAAUUUAAAAUAAUUUAAUUUUCUGAUUUUUCCAUUCCAUUUGUAAUUGUAUACUGCAAAAAUGGAACAUUUAGAAAAUAUUACAUGUUUCCUAAAAAUCUCUUUGUGAGGUGCAGAUUUUCUAAUAAAAAAUGAGAAGAAUAUAGAUGAGAAAAAUAUAUAUAUCUUACAUAUUCUUGGCACAAGAAUAAUUCUACUCUAAUGCCUAUUCUUCUCUCAGCCAUCUAAUGUGCAUCUAAAUUUAAAAGUAGGAGUUUAAUAAGUUUACUUCUUAUUGUUAUUGUUAAUCUCAAAAUUAAUGUAAUGAUUAUUAGCUGAUUAUCGAUCUAACAGGUAGUGUGUUAUAUUUGUAUAUGUUUAAGAUGUGUAGUAUCCCAAGACAAAUUAGAUUAUUAUUAUUUUUAUUUAUUUGGUUUAUUGCUCUAUACUCUAAGCUAGUUUACCUACAUUAGCAUGUGUGCUCUCAGGUCAUUUAAAUUAGAUUUACUAGCAAAAUUACUUCAGUACCAAACACUUUUCUCCACCAUACAGUCGCUUUUUAUGCAGGAUCUUUAAAGUAAAAAAAUUGCUGGCAGUUACUUUAGUUUCUUAACUGGAAAUAUUAGUUGUAUUCAAAUCAUGUUCUAGUUAGGGAUUUAGUUUUUUUGUUUGUUUCUUUUUCAUUUAGGAAUUCUUUAAGCUUUCAGAGUAUUUUUUAUUUUAUAUACUCACAGAUUAAAGAAAUUUAUUUUUGUCAUGUUUGUUUACGUUCUCUAAACUUUAACUUUACAAACACUUGAAUACCUGUGAGGAUUGUCUGAACAAUAGCCUUAACCACAUGAACAAUUCAAACACCCUCCCACACACACACACACACACAAACACACACACACAUCCCCAAAACUCACACAUCACUCCCCUGCACAGGUUGUGUUGGAGCAUUGUGUGGUUUGGCGUGACAGGAUGGUAUUAUUCUAGGCUUUGUGCAGCAGUGUAUUGUUCCUGCACUGCCUCUAUUGUUGAAGGAGCAGUGAUGCUGCGGGCCUUUAUGCUGACUCCAGCCUGGGGCAAUGACACGGCCUGAUGUGACAGAUGACUGAGCCACAGGCAGAGGGAGAGAUACAGGGGAGCAUCAGUAGCUUGGGCACCCAGCAAGUAGCCAACUGGAGAUGGACUGAGGAGUUUGAGAUCCUAAUACCCACACACGAGCUGCUCAGUGAAGGAAGCCCGAGGCCGAGUUCAGCCAUGCAGGAGUCUCCUGGCUCUAUAAGUGUAGACGGAGGAUACGCCAGCAAUGUGCCUGCUUUCCUCACCAAGCUGUGGACUCUGGUGGAGGACCCGGAGACCAAUCAUCUCAUCUGCUGGAGCACUACUGGAACCAGUUUCCAUGUGUUUGACCAAGGCAGGUUUGCCAAGGAGGUUCUCCCCAAAUACUUCAAGCACAACAACAUGGCCAGCUUUGUGCGCCAGCUCAACAUGUAUGGCUUCAGGAAAGUGGUGAACAUUGAACAGAGUGGGCUGGUGAAGCCAGAGAGGGAUGACACAGAGUUCCAGCACCUCUACUUCCUCCAAGGCCACGAGCAUCUGUUGGAACACAUUAAACGCAAGGUUUCUAUAGUGAAAAGUGAGGAGACUAAGGUGCGGCAGGAGGACUUAAGUAAACUGCUGUAUGAAGUUCAGGUUUUACGCAACCAACAAGAGAACAUGGAGUGCCAGAUGCAGGAUAUGAAACAGCAGAAUGAGGUGUUGUGGAGGGAGGUGGUGUCAUUGAGACAGAAUCACACACAGCAGCAGAAAGUGAUGAACAAGCUGAUUCAGUUCCUGUUCAGUCAGGUGCAGCCCAGCACCCCCAGCACUGUCGGAAUGAAGAGAAAACUGCCUCUAAUGUUAGAUGAUGGCUCCACCACUCCUCCUGCUUCCAAAUUCAGUCACAGUCACUCCAUGGAGCCAAUGCAGGAGCCCUUCUAUAUCCAGUCGCCAUCCACAGAGGCUGCCUCAUGUUCCACUAGCAGCACAAUAACAGGAGGACCAAUAAUCUCAGACGUCACUGAGAUGUCACAGCCCAGUGCCAUGGCUAUGCAACUGCAGUCAGAUGAGUCGAGGGAGAAAUGUCUGAUGCUGAUAAAGGAGGAGCCAGUGAGUCCAGGUGUGCGUGGGCGGGGCGAGGGCAUUCCACUGGGCUCCUGUGAGGUGUGUGCUGAACCCCCCGUCCUCCCUGUAGCAAUGGUGCAGUCCGUCCUGGAGGGCCGAGGAUCAGCCUCUGGAGAGAGGAGGACCAAGAGGAUCAUGAUGGACAGACCAGAGAUGUCUGAUGCUGUGGAAAAUGUGGACAUGAGUCUGGAGGAAAUACAGCUCCUCCUGAGAAGCCACCAGCAGCAGAGUAUGGAGCCCAGCACUGUCUCUAUGGAUCCAUUCACUUUUAGCUUGCCAAUGAGUGAGUGGAACUUCGCCGAGAUGGACUCAAAUCUGAAAUCGGAGUUGGCUAAUAUCCUCAUCCCUGCUGCUAUGUCCCAGUACAUGUUUCAGAGCCAGGAGGGAGAGGCCUACCCCACUGCUGGCUGUGAGGAACAGUGAGGGCCUGACGCUGCAGCCGGCACAGGCUACUCCUCCUACACCAUCCGAUCUCGGUGAACACAUGGCCUGUGGAUGGCAGAUGGUCCUCACAUCCAUUCAGAAUAUUCAGCGAUGUCAGGGUUGUGAUUGUGACAGCCAGAGUUUCACACGGAGAUCCAUCAUCAGCUGUGGAUUACAAAAGCACAUCCUGAUACUCUGAACUGAAUGACCUGCUCAGUGGAAUUCAAGUGUUUGCAGCUGAAGAUGUGCAUUAAAACGUGUACACAAGAGAAACACGCUGAAGCCACUGGUGAAGUUUCCGACCUGUUUUUUGUUUUUUUUUUCUUUUUGACGCCAUCCAAAGGAUCUUAUUCUCUUGAGAGAAAUAAUCACAUCACACAUCCACUGAAAGACCUGCAACACUUAAGUUAAACCCCAGCCUGAGUGGUGAAGACCAGUCCACUGCUGAGGUACCACUUUUCUACCAGUAUGACGCGGGAGUAAAUGAAGGAGUAUUUGCAUCAUUGCAUAAAAAACAUGGCCCAAGUUUGAAUGCACUUUAGUCUGUGUGUUGGAGUUAAUGCUUGUGGAGCUGGGGUUUCAUUUCUAAUAUUUGGUUGUAAAUAUACAUUUCUAUAUAUUUUCAUUUUGAUCAUACACUAUAUUUGUAUUCAAAUAUAUAUUUAUAGCAAUAUAAACAUAGAGAACAUUUGCUACUGUAAUGUUUGUAUUAAUGUGAGAGGUCUAGGGACUUUUAAAGCAGACCUCACAUUAGGAAAAGAAAAAAACUGAAACCAUGCACUGCUUUUUUGCACAAUUUUGUGUCUCUAUUUACUCAAUAACACAUUCUGUAUCUGAAGCAGAUACUGAGGCACCCAGUAUCUUUGUGCACUAAAGUAUUUUUUAGUUGAAUUAUAUUCUUACUGCAUUUACUUAAAUGUCUAUGCUAUGCUGAUGAUUUAUAUUUUGUCUCUGAUAAAUUUAGAGUACAUUGUCAAUAUUAGCUUAUUAAUAUUAGUUUAUAUUACGAAACUGAAACGAUUGAAACAGCAUAAUCUAGCAGUGUCAGCCUAAACAGUAUUAAUAUUUUAUGUUAAAUGUGACUUGCUGCCAAAUUUAGCAGAUGAAUUUGAUGUAUUGUGUAUUUCUAGUUUUAUCUUUGUGACAAGAACUUUGAAGAUCGGAACUUCCAUCAAUUCUAAUUUUGUACAUUCUAACCUUAAUCAGUAUAUCCUUCUAUUAAGAAGUAAACACAUUUUAACAAAUAUAACAUAUGUAUAUAUUACACACAGGUUUUAAGGUUUUGGCAGUCUUGUCAAAAUUUGUAGAAACAAAGAGUGAACAAUCUCUGUAGAUUAUUAAACAUUAAGCUCAGUAUUUUCAGAAAAUCUUAAAGCACCACUGCUCAAAAAAUGUAAAGAUGAACUGUUAAAUGUUAGCUAAGGGGGUUAGAAAAAAGGCAGAAAAAAUCAGUGGAUAAUAACAUUGUGUGUUUUAUAUUUGAUUGGCUGCAGAGGUUUCGGUAUGAACACAGUUAGUCUUGCUCUGUAGUGGGUUGAUAAAGUUUCCUCCCCACAACCCUCCUAGUGUGAUGUUGAUCAGCACAGGCGAUGGUUGAAGCUAGAGAGCUGUGCUUUCCUCUGCUGUGCUGCAUAGUGUUGGUGGCUGACUUCACAUGAGCUAGUCUAUUCCUUCCAACUAUUGGGAGCAUAACUAGAGAUAGGGCUAGUCUAUACUAUAUAUCAUAUAAACAGAAACUGGGUAAUUGAAUAUUCAUGUUUGGUUUGGGCAAAUACAGUAAUCACAAACGCACAAAGACCCUUCAGAGGUGGGACUCUUUCUGGUCCCAAACGAACUCUGGAGCAGUUUGACUGUAGUAAGAACAUUUUCUGACCUCAAUACAUCUCUGCAGGUUUAGGCAACUUCGCAAAUUUGAGCUAAACACCUAAUUAGCCCAGAUAGUUACUACAUUUCUGUUGCACAGAAAUGUAGCACUAGUUCAUAUCAUAGGACCUUCUUCCUGUAUUUACUUUCUUGCUCCUACCAGAGACAAGUCUGACCAAUAGGUGGAAAGAAAACAUUCUCACAUGGUUUUGUGCACUUGGAUUUUUCCCUAUGUAUAAAAAUAACCAAGAGGAAACACUUUAAAUUCAGGCCAGAGAAAUGCUUGUAUACCUUCAUAGUCAUUUAUUACAUACAAUAUUAAAAAAAAUAUAUAUGUUUAAGAUUUUACAACACAUUUAGUGCUUUUAGCUUUCAUGUGGACGUAUUUGCUGUUUAAGCUGACACUGAAAACACCUCAUAUAUGUGACCACUUAACAUGGAUACAUAAGAUCCACUAACACCUCAAAGAAACAAAACAUGACUUACUUUCUGUGGCAGCCAUAUUGUGCAGAAAACACCCUAGAUCUCUUACAGUCUUUUUCUUUUUUAUUUUCUUUAACUGAAAGUGCAAUACUGUGGUACUGAUUUGUAAGAUAUCCCAAAGAUGCAAUACAUGUGACCAUUAGAAUGUAUGGCCUGAAUACAAAAACCUAAGCAUUUGUGUGAACACUGAUGAUGAAAACACAUAAAUAGUAUAAGAGUAAUUGCACUAAGAGUGAUAACUGUAUUAGAAAUAGCAUGGUUUCUUUUUAUGUUUAUCUCCUCGGUUCUCUCUAGUGUUUAAUGGUUUGUUUUGAAGAGAGUGCUGCUGUUUUUUUUUCUCUCUGAACGCUUUUUCACAAUCGCCUCGAUUUACAGCAUUUGUUAAAAUGUUUUUUAUUUUAUUUUAUUUGAUCAUUUGCACUGGUAAUAAACGAAUGUAGCCUAAUCCAAUGAAACACGGUCACGCUUGUCAGGAUUUGCUGACUUCAUACAUGCAUUCUUUUCCCCAGCUGAAUCAACGAAAGGGCUGUUAAAAAAGACCAAUGCUGCAUUUUCAGACUGGAGUUUAUCUGUCCAUGACUGCCAUCGUCACAGUGCAUUGUUUUAAAUAUUUAAACUUGUACAAAUAUAUGCAGAAAAGAAGAUAUCUUGGUAUUGUUCACAAAAGAAAUAAGCAAAAAAGUUUUGGGCUCCAAAUGUCAUGUUAAUUCUUGAAAUAAACAUUUCCAGCAUUA
Messenger RNA from Astyanax mexicanus (Mexican tetra), 5854 nucleotides. It is a transcript of the gene hsf4, whose product is annotated as heat shock transcription factor 4. Gene Ontology annotation, molecular function: sequence-specific DNA binding; DNA-binding transcription factor activity. The transcript is spliced from 13 exons. The record is from RefSeq and is a predicted model, not a curated record. Gene Ontology annotation, biological process: regulation of DNA-templated transcription. Bases 1293 to 2774 code for a protein of 493 amino acids. Lineage: Eukaryota; Metazoa; Chordata; Actinopteri; Characiformes; Acestrorhamphidae.